Ictalurus furcatus (blue catfish) is the source of this 1925-nucleotide messenger RNA. RefSeq names its product spermatogenesis-associated protein 16-like. Gene Ontology annotation, cellular component: Golgi apparatus. Gene Ontology annotation, biological process: spermatogenesis. Lineage: Eukaryota; Metazoa; Chordata; Actinopteri; Siluriformes; Ictaluridae. The record is from RefSeq and is a predicted model, not a curated record.
AUGGCAAGUUCUAAUGGAAACCCAGAGCUCUUGGGAAGCACACACACAGCUCAGCUCAACCUAAGCACAAAGCACACCGAGGAUCUAACAUCAGCCACCUCCCAGACAUCAACUCUGAGAGAAAAGAGACACAGUGACAGGCCAAAGGGGAGAAAGACACCAGCUGCUGGAAGCCGAGACGGAUGGGUACAGGAGGUUGUCGGUUUGCAUAAUGAACAGCGUCCCCAGUUACCACUGUCGGUCAUCUGUUUAAAAUGGCUGGUGGAUGUUGAGAUGGAGUUAGUGCACGGUGACGAACAGGACAUUACCCACAAGUCCCCAGCCUCCACCUACUCCCAAUUAAUGUGUCACAGCAGUGAAACUACAGGCUCUCCAAGCGGACCUAAUCUAGCAUCUCUGCCUCCAAUUGACAAACGGCUCGAUACUGCUUUACAGGAUGCCGACAGUGCUGAUUGUGAAGACAUUUCCAAGGUUGUUGGCUUCAUUGAGUCCAGGCUCGUUGCCUGCUACCUGAGACUGCAGAAGCCUGACUUGGCACCGCCACAUUCCCACAGGAGCAGCCACCUAAAUCCCAUCCAUUUCCGGAGCCAUCUCCAACAGGCAAUGGUGUAUCGAUUGCUGGGCAAGCCCUGCAGGGCAGCGAGGAGUGCCAUGAUUGCUGACUAUGUGUGGCUAUCUGGAGAUGGUGAGCCGACUAUAAGCAAGCUCAUCAAACUGUAUUGGCAGGUGAGGACAGAUAGGCCUCCAGACACAUGCACAGCCUCUGCACCCAAUCACAAGUCCAAUGAAUGUGAGACGCACAUGCAUCCACAUGCAUGCCGCUUGGGCUGCCGCUUUCCCAAUGCGACACUUGACAUCCACUUCUGCAUCCCCAUUCUGGACGAUGAUACUGCCCAGCUAGGUGAACUUCUCCACCCUUUCCAAUACCUGUUGACUGACUUCUAUCUCUCCUGCAUGGCCGCCGUGUUUAUAUACAUGAUCUUCGACUUUUCUGCGCUUAUCCUGAGGUUUGCUCAGGUUUGCUUCUUCAUCAAGGUCGGUCAUUGCAGUCUGCCAUUUUGUCCUAUUCUCCUCGAGCAGCGCGAUGUCAUCGGCGAAGUCCAGGUUGCCCAGGCGGUCUUCAUCAGAUCAGUGAAUGCCCUCUCCAAUGUGCGCUCCUGCACGCUGCCUGACAUAGUCAAGGGCGACAAGGAAGAGGAGCGGGGACAGGAUGCAGCCCUGUCUGACACCAAUGAUCUCGAAGAAGCGGGGUUCUCUACAGGCUCAGGGGUGGUUGAGAGUCUUCAGUAUGCUGAUUGUCUGUUUCAGUUGAGGAGAGAGCAGGAGCAUGUGCAGGUGCUGGAGCAUACUCUAGCGGAGUUAGAAUUAGCACCCUAUCUACAGGAAAUCAGCUCAUCUGACACCAGCCUGGUGAGUCAUACAGUCACACCAUGCACAGGUGUCUCACCUCUUAGAAGAGGUGGUGUAAAGCUGGUUGUGCUGCAGGCUCUAAUAGCAGACACCAUGGACACCCUUGAAGGCAAGCGGACUGAUCAGGAACGUGUGUGGAAUGCAAUGCAAAAGGUGGGACUGAUUGAGGACUUGAUCCAUCAGUGGGAGAAGUCUUACUUGAAGAGUCAGGAAGGCUCACAACCCUGUCAGGAAACAGUGGAAGAAAGACAAUGAAGCUCUGAAUCCGAAUGCAUUUUCCAUGCCUAAAGAGGUUCAACACUUCCAGCCAUGCAAGAAGUUCCCCAAAAACAGCAUGUUCCAGUCAUAGGGCCAAGUGAGCACUAGCUGGAUUUCACAUACAGCCACAUGCAGCUUGAGACCCAGUUGCUCAUCUUCAAUGGGAGUAUUCUCCAGUCCCCAUUAGUCCAUAGUGACAGAAAUAAUGAGAUUCUGCAGCUUGGUCCUCUCUCUGAUUUAAGGUUUCCUUUUUAACC